This is a messenger RNA of Thlaspi arvense, 1154 nucleotides long. The record is from the annotation of a GenBank genome assembly. Lineage: Eukaryota; Viridiplantae; Streptophyta; Magnoliopsida; Brassicales; Brassicaceae.
GGAAAUCUACAAGAAUUAAAAACACCACAGCGUCAAUAAAAAGAGAAGAACAAGUCUCUCCCCUUUCUCUCUAUCGGACUGGAAAACCCUAAACACCGGACCCCGAAAGCAAUUUGAUUCAUCGGUGCGUGAGUGAUGGAUAUCGAGCAGAAGCAGGUGGAUAUAAUUGAGCAGCUCGUUCACCGAGCUUCUUCAUGCAAAGUCGAGGCCCUGGUGCCACUCAUAAUCGAAGCUACGUCGCAUCCUUCUCUAUUCGCCUUCUCCGAGAUUUUGGCUCUACCCAAUGUUGCUCAGCUUGAAGGAACCACAAAUUCCGUCUACUUGGAUGUUCUACGGCUGUUUGCCCAUGGCACCUGGGGUGACUACAAAUGCAAUGCUAGCCGUAUUCCUCAGUUAUCUCCUGACCAAAUUCUAAAGCUGAAGCAGCUCACUGUGCUUACCCUUGCGGAGUCAAACAAGGUAUUGCCCUAUGAUACUCUGAUGGUCGAGUUAGAUGUCACCAAUGUCCGUGAACUCGAGGAUUUUCUUAUCAAUGAGUGCAUGUACGCGGGUAUAGUUAGAGGAAAACUGGAUCAGUUGAAAAGAUGUUUCGAGGUUCUAUUCGCAGCUGGUAGGGAUCUAAGGCCAGGACAACUAGGGAAUAUGUUACACACAAUGUCAACCUGGUUGAACACAUCAGAAAAUCUGCUCGUUUCAAUUCAAGACAAGAUAAAAUGGGCGGACAAUAUGAGUGAGAUGGACAAAAAGCAUCGUAAGGAGGCAGAAGAAGUGGUGGAAGAAGUGAAAAAGUCUCUGUCCAUGAAGGGGGAUAUUGACAGCAGAGGGCAUAAAGAGAUGUUCGGGGAACCAAGUGGAGUGAUGGACUACGAAGAAGAUGGAAUCCGACCAAAGAGGAGGAGGCAUCCGGUGCUAAGGUAGAGAGAGGAGAAGGGUUUUGUAAUGUUGGUGACGGACAAACCAUUUACCAUUUACCAUUUACCAUUUACCGAGAGUAGAUUUAAUGAUGAUGAUUUUGGGGAAACUUACCUAAUGUAAGCCCACUUUUGCUUCUCGUAGCGGAUAUUUUUGUUAUUUGUGGCCUUUUAUUUCAACUUGUAUAAACUCCUCUCUCAGUUCUCUCUCUCUUUCUCUCUCUUUUUCUCUCUCUUUCUCUC